Molecule: messenger RNA, 807 nt
Organism: Hemiscyllium ocellatum (epaulette shark)
Lineage: Eukaryota; Metazoa; Chordata; Chondrichthyes; Orectolobiformes; Hemiscylliidae
Product: dynein light chain Tctex-type 5-like
Exons: 6
Coding region: 1-807 (268 amino acids)
Biological process (GO): microtubule-based movement
Cellular component (GO): cytoplasmic dynein complex; cytoplasm
Molecular function (GO): dynein intermediate chain binding
Source: RefSeq, a predicted model, not a curated record
AUGGUGGAGCUGAGUGUCAUCAGUGCAUGUAUCAAACCUGACCUCAAACCGCCGGAUUCGCUUCUCACUUGGGCGCGUUUUAACCAGUUUGCCCUGGAGCCUAAGGAACAAGUUAUGAGCAAAGAUCCAGUCGAUAGUUUGCUGAGUUUCACACAGCUCAGCAUGGACAAAAGAAGGAGUGAGAGCUCAGUUCUCGCCAGAGGCAAGGAGAAACGAUCGUCUAUCUCAAGUAAAGCAAGAGCCAACAGCCUUACUUCAGCAUGUAAAGCAACAACAACAGAGGUUGGAGGAGUGAAAGGGGGAGUGCCACUGGGGAAUGUUUUAAGUGUGACACGCCCUCCUGCAUUCACCUUCAGUGGGAUUGUCGUUGCCAGGAGACUAACGAAGAAUUUAAAGGAGAGAACAGCUUUGAAGCGAGCUGCAAAGAUACCAACGGUUACCAAGAUUAUAAACGAACAGGUGCCACCAUUUUCCUCGAACCCCCCUCAGAAGUUCUGCACCUUCCGUGUUCAAGGGUUCCUGGAGGAAUACCUGCCCGACAAGCUUCGUGGCAUCACUUACGGCCCUGCCCUCGCCAGUCAGCUCUCGAAAGAAAUGAGUGACGAGAUUAAAACGUUUGCAAAGGGGAUUCUGCCGCCCAGAUACAAGCUGGUGUGCAUGGUAACACUGGGCGAGAAGAGAAAUGAGGAUGCUGUGUUGACCAGCCGGGCACUCUGGGACAGUUACGCAGACACCUUUGUGUCCCAUUGCUCUGAGUGUGGCACCAUGUUUUGUGUGGCCUGCAUCUUCGCUGUGUACUGUGAGUGA